Eleginops maclovinus (Patagonian blennie) is the source of this 3096-nucleotide messenger RNA. Its product is annotated as rho-related GTP-binding protein Rho6-like. Gene Ontology annotation, molecular function: GTPase activity; GTP binding; protein kinase binding. Lineage: Eukaryota; Metazoa; Chordata; Actinopteri; Perciformes; Eleginopidae. Gene Ontology annotation, biological process: small GTPase-mediated signal transduction. Gene Ontology annotation, cellular component: cytosol. The transcript has 5 exons. Bases 123 to 821 code for a protein of 232 amino acids. The record is from RefSeq and is a predicted model, not a curated record.
AUUUACUGCCUGAGGAAGAAGAGGAGCAGUACUGCGUGUUACUCAGAGGAUUUGUAAAACUUCACCUGUGUUAUUCCUUCUGUUACUUGUGUUUGAGUCUGCUCGUGUGAUAUUUCUGCACCAUGAAGGAAAGAAGACUCACGCAGCCGUGUGUCGCGAGGUGUAAACUCGUGCUGGUCGGGGACGUCCAAUGCGGUAAAACAGCGAUGUUACAAGUGCUGGCCAAGGACUGCUACCCAGAGACUUACGUCCCCACUGUGUUUGAGAACUACACUUCCUGUCUGGAUCUUGAAGAUCAGCGUGUGGAGCUAAGCCUCUGGGACACAUCAGGUUCUCCUUACUACGACAACGUCAGACCCCUCUGCUACAGCGACUCCGACGCAGUGCUCCUAUGCUUCGACAUCAGCCGACCAGACACAGUAGACAGUGCGCUAAAGAAGUGGAAAGCAGAGAUCCAGGACUUCUGUCCGAGCACACGGAUCCUACUAAUAGGCUGUAAGACAGACCUGCGCACAGACGUGUGCACACGCAUGGAGCUGUCCAAUCAGAAACAAACUCCCGUCUCACAUGAACAGGGUUUGUCCUUUGCCAAGCAGCUCGGAGCAGAGACUUACCUAGAGUGCUCCGCCUUCACAUCAGAGAAAAGCAUCAACAGUGUUUUCCGUACUGCUGCUCUGGCCUGCAUGAACAAACUGCAGCCUGCCAACAAACCUAGCCCCAUCCGCCGCCUCUCCAAGAGACUCCUACACCUGCCCAGCAAGGCAGAGCUGCUCUCCUCCACCUUCAGCAAGGACAAGUCCAAGAGCUGCUCCAUCAUGUGAACACUGCUGAGAUCACACUGGGGGCGAACAGACAGAAAAAGGAGUUGGUGUGCGAGGAAAAGAGAGCAAUGAUUUCUACAAAGCAUCUCUCUCUUUUGCAGCCUCCUCCCCGCCAACCACUCCACAAAAAGUUUGUUACACUCUCUGUGUUCAACUCCAACGCUGGACUCUGAUCAUGACAUCACCAGCGAACACUGCAGAGAGAGUUAAAAAUGUUUAAUGUUAAAAAUAAUUCUGAUCUAUUAAAUGCACCUGUACAAAGGGAGCAUAGCAGGCCCUUUAAGACCUCUCGGAUUCCUCCAGUUUUUGAGAGCCUAAAUUAGGUCAGUGCCUCCUCUUUCCAAAGUGCUUGUAAGCACUGCAUUUUAUGGCAUUACUCUGAUGAGACCCAUUUUAAAUUCUGGUUGCGGUGCCCUUUUCCAUCCAUUUAAUUUCCUGAAUGUCUUUAAGGUCAGGAUGUUAGCUGGUCGACGAGAUGAAAUGUUAAAUCUGACAGUGACAGGAAGUGGUAUCUACAGAAAUGUGGCUCUGGGAUUUCAAAACGGCGGCCCUUAAAGAAAUGAUUUUUCCCAUCCAGCUGACAGUGAAGGUAAAAGGGGGUAAAGAAGGGAGGGAUUUGGAAGCAGAGUGUUCAUCAGUAAAGGCAGUCAGAGGACGAACUGAGCGCACGUUUGAAGGACUGAGUGUGACUCAGCACUCGCAUGAGCACCAAGAGAGUCGAGGGGCGGACAUGAUGUGACAGAAGGAGCACAAAAUCAUGGCAUGAGCAUGUUUUACUCAGAUCCCCUUUUAUUCCCCCUCACCACAACAGUCCUAAUAGUUUCUUUAUUUUAGGAUGCAUCAUUUCAAUGUUCUCAGCUUUCUCAGUCAAUACACACAUGGCUCAUUUUCCCCAUCUAGAGUUGUUAAUGGAUACCAGCUUUUGACCAGCAAAAUACUUUUUUUCUGGACCUUUAAAAUAUGAAGCUAAAAGAAUUAAUGUUUACACUUGCCAAACUGUUUUUGUUCCAAAAGGAGGAUUAUAAAUGUUGUUUUUGUAAUCCUUUGCCUCAUAGGCUUUUUGAAAAUGUCCUCAACCUUGGACUGCUAAAUGUUAUGAACAUUUAACCAAGAUGCUGUCAUUUCCAACCUGAAUUAAAGUGCUGAAGGGAUGUUUCUUCUUAAACCCAGAAACAAACAUUACCCUGGUUUCCUCAUCACAAGUUAACCAAUGGGAUAAUUCUAUUGGAUUUUGGAUAAUUAAAGUAAAAGCUUCAAAAUGAACUUCAAUGGGGUGUUUACUGAUAAUUAUGUCACAGAAAUUAAUUAAGAUAUCCUAAGCUUGUGUUAAUCACAGACCCUAUUUCAAACCUCUAACCAAAAACCCAUUGACUUUGAGAUGAAGGAACUGGAGGUGUAACAAUGUUAACUUAAUCCUGUGCUAUCUAUAGCUGCAUCGACAAUAACCGUCCUGAGAGGACAUGGAGAAGGUUACAUUGAAUCACACAAACAGGCUGGUCCUGGUUUCUUUGCUUCCUUUUUUCUGCUUCAAACACAUUUUAAUUCUAACUUCACUUAAAAGUAUUCCUUAAAUGUUCCAUUUUCUGAGAAGCUUUUUUCUGGAUGUCUCUACUUGCUUCUGGCUGUUUUGUUUUUUUGUAGCUGUUGUUGUAUUUACUCAAGUCUCCUGGCAUUAGCGGGCUGUUGACAGCUCGGCUAAUGGAGGUCUUGAUGAUUUGUGGGUCCUUUCUCUUUAUACAUCCAUGGUCCGCACCGAGGAACCCCCAACACUAGAGCUUUACGUGUUGCCUGGCAACAGAGUGAACAAGGGCCAGGCGUUUGUGUCACGCUGAGACACAAAGAGGGAGGGAUGGCUCUCCCAGAGAGCGCCUCACCUUUUUUAUUUGUAGCAUUAGACAGAAGCCACUGCAAAGGAGGAGGCUGGACAUUUGACAGAGUGGGAGGUCUGCUCAAGAUCUCCACGUGGUUUUAAAGUACCCAUGCUGGUGCAUUGUGGGAAACAUGUUGUCUGAAACAUAUCUCUGUAGCUUCAGUUAUUUCAAUAUGAAGUCAUCAUUCAGUGUUUAUCUCUUGCUCAUUUUCUGAAGGACAGGCUUGUUUUGUUGUACAUAUCCUUCCUAAAAACGGUUUAUUAUAAAUCUCUAAAAUGAAUGUUACUGAAGCAAAACAUGUGUGUCACGUUGCCUUUUAUGGUUCUAAAUUAUUGACUGAAUUCUGUAUUUGUUACUGUCAUACUUCUUUAAAUCUUUAUUUAAAUAAAUAUGUCUGAAGUUCA